AUGGGCAAAGACGACGAUGAUGAUAUGGAUUACGAGGCCGCGAUGGAAGAUGAUGAAGCCUCGUUUGACGAAGAACCUAACUUUGGUGAAGAACUGGGCGACAUUGUUGAGUCGCAUACUCCUUUGAUGGUUGAAGCAGACACAACCCAGUUUUUUUUGAACAAAUAUGGUAUGAACUACAAUCCAGAAUUUCACAGUAAAGAGGAUGUUGUUUCGUAUGUUAGGAGAUGUGGCCGUAGGCAUGGAGUAGUUGUGGUUGUCAAACGAUCAGACUUGAGCGAUCAGAAGAGAACUCCUAGGAUUUUAUUUGGGUGUGAGAGGAGUGGUGGAUACAGGGCAAAAGGUGUUCCAAAGAAGAGAAAAUCAUCAACAAAGAAAUGCCAAUGCCUCUUUUCUCUGAAAGCUCAAGUAACAGAUGCAUCAACUGGGACAUGGGGGUUGGUUGUUAUGAAUGGGAAGCACAACCAUGAUUUGGUCAAAGCUUUUGAAGGGCAUUCAUAUGUAGGUAGACUAACUGUAGAGGAGAAGGACACUGUUGAGAGGCUAAGUAGGUCAGGGGUGAAGGCAAGAGAAAUAUUGAAUCACUUGAAGCUCAAGGAUCUUGCAAAUGCAUCAACAAUCACGACACUCUACAAUGCCAGAACUGCUCUAAGGCUUUCUGAGACUGCUGGGGAUAUGAAUCGGUCAAAGCCUUCUUCUUCUUCCACAGGGACAUCCGAACUUUCAAUCACCUUUCCCUUCUUCUUGCUUGCUAACUCCUUCUUCCUCUUUGCACUUCUUGUAGCCAUUAGUGAACUCGGUGUUGUCGCCAAAGUCAAGAGAAACAACCCAAAUCUAUUUUUUCAGAAAGGUAAUCUACCCUGCUUUUGGGUGAAAGAGGCCACACUUAUGACACAAAAGGGCUGCAAAGUCCCCAACACUCUGCUUAUACACUUCUCCCAAUAUUCAGACUUAUCUCCCUUCAACACCACACUUAAACUCAUCAUCCCCUUAUCAAUAACAUUCCAAACACCGCAACCAUAG
Molecule: messenger RNA, 1023 nt
Organism: Tripterygium wilfordii
Lineage: Eukaryota; Viridiplantae; Streptophyta; Magnoliopsida; Celastrales; Celastraceae
Exons: 5
Coding region: 1-1023 (340 amino acids)
Biological process (GO): L-valine catabolic process; thymine catabolic process
Cellular component (GO): mitochondrion
Molecular function (GO): methylmalonate-semialdehyde dehydrogenase (acylating, NAD+) activity; DNA-binding transcription factor activity, RNA polymerase II-specific; malonate-semialdehyde dehydrogenase (acetylating, [NAD(P)+]) activity
Source: RefSeq, a predicted model, not a curated record